AUGUGGCUCGAGGCAAAUAAUGCGAAUGACAAGUCGGGGAUAGCCAAAAUCAACUCACUCACGGCCUCCCUUUUUCUGGCGGCCUUGGCCUUGGCCUGUGUUAUCCAGACGCUGCGAUCCUCUGCCUACACAGCUCGAGCCGUGGAGGAGAUACGGACGAGACCAUCAGAGCCAGAACCACCCACACAAGUGUUCACUGCACACGGCCACUCGUCACAAGUCCUCCCCAUGGCUCCCGGGCGUCUCCCACAGCUGCUUGUGUUGAGGAAAGCGAUGGGAUGGACUCUCCUGCAGGAUUACUGCACAGCUAACAAGGCUAAUGUGGCUAACAAGGGCCAGCAUAUCCAUGGGGCCAGCCCACCGCAGCGUCUCAGCUGA
Knipowitschia caucasica is the source of this 378-nucleotide messenger RNA. The record is from the annotation of a GenBank genome assembly. Lineage: Eukaryota; Metazoa; Chordata; Actinopteri; Gobiiformes; Gobiidae.